AUGGCUGAUGGGAGCGGGGAUAUCGAGAUGACGAAGUCGGAGUAUAAAUCCGAUCUAGGUCCCGGCAGGCUAUGCGACGGUACCUCUACCAUCUUCUCAACAAAGCAUUCUUGGGCCAUGUUUGUUUUAAGGACCCCACGCGCAACCAUCCUCAGUAGUGUUCCCGUGGAUUUUAUGCUAGAUCUGACUAGCUUCAUCGCCCGCCACUUUGUUGCCGAGGGAGAGAUGGUCACCGUGUCGCAGUCUGAAAAUCAAGUGCUGGUUGAAGUAUUGGGCAACACCUUGGCGCAAACGACGCUGCCUCUACCCGAGGCGCCCUACACCAUGCCAGCCUCGCGACUGCAGACCUCGACCUCGACCUCGGCCUCGAAGCGGAACAAAUAUGCACCGGUGCUCGUAGGCGACAUGAUGGGCUGGGACCACGAAUUGAUUGUGGCCGUGAAGCUCACACUCGACGACAGCACCACUGUAGCCACUUACGGCCAGCAGAGUGGAAGCCCUGAAAUUGUAUGCGAGGGGUUGCACCAAUGCGACACGGCUCUGGGCAGUACCUUCAUGGGCUCUCCUUACUGCGCUCGUCCCAUCUCGUCACGGAUCGCCCAAGCCAACGGACCAGGACUUGCUCUAGAUUUCGCGCCGUGA
Messenger RNA from Bipolaris maydis ATCC 48331, 642 nucleotides. RefSeq lists its product as uncharacterized. Lineage: Eukaryota; Fungi; Ascomycota; Dothideomycetes; Pleosporales; Pleosporaceae. The record is from RefSeq and is a predicted model, not a curated record.